AUGGCGCUGCGGGCCGGGCCCGGAGCGGGGGGCGGCGGCGGGGCGCCGGGGGGCGGCGGGGCGCCGGGAGGCGCGGGGGGAGCCAGCUUCAUGUUUCCUGUUGCUGGUGGUUUGGGCCCCCCUCAAGGGAUGAUUCCUAUGCAACAGCAAGGAUUUCCGAUGGUUCCUGUCAUGCAGUCCAACAUGCCAGGCAUGAUGGGAAUGAAUUACGGGUCCCAGAUGCCUCCCGGACCUAUGGCCAUGCAGGGGGGCAUGCCCUUGGGUCCGAUGCCGGCAGCUGGAAUGCCUUACAUGGGCCAGGCUUCUUUCCUGGGAAUGCGCCCAGCAGCCCCGCAGUACACCCCUGACAUGCAGAAGCAGUUUGCAGAAGAACAACAAAAGAGGUUUGAGCAUCAGCAGAAGUUCUUAGAAGAAGAACGAAAACGGCGCCAGUUUGAAGAGCAGAAGCAGAAGUUGAGGCUCCUGAGCAGUGUGAAACCUAAGGCAGGUGAAAAAAGCAGGGAUGAUGCAUUGGAAGCCAUUAAAGGAAAUCUAGAUGGUUUUUCUAGAGAUGCUAAGAUGCACCCGACACCAGCAUCACAUCCAAAAAAGCCAGAUCAUCCCACAUCAUCCCAUUCUGCUGUAUCUGUUUCCCACUCUGCUUUUCUCGAUGAUGAAGAAUUUAGUGACUUUAUACAAGGGCCUGUUGAAAUCCCCAAAGUGGUGCCUCAGCCUGCCUCCCAGCCUUUUCAGCCUUUCCAUUCUGGUACUGAGGCUGGGCAACUGCUUUCAGAAAAGGCUGUGGGUCAGCCUCUCCCUCCAGCCCAGACUCCAGUGUUAUCCAUCCUGCAUGGUACACUUGGGCAGGUUCCUUAUUUUCCUACCUCUGCAUCUUCACCCAAUAUCCAUAAAACAGGCUCUUCCUUGGAGGAGAAAGUCUUAGAUAAUGGCUCAAAUGAAUCUGAACAAGAGCAAACCAAACUUAAAACAUCUGAAGUUGGGCACAAAGCCUCAGCUGCGAGACAAGUUCGCCCCAGUCUAGCCAUCAAUGACUGGGAUGCUGUAGGUGGACACGAAAGUGGUAGCACUGCUGCAGAGGCGCACAAGGCUUCAGAACAAAACAUAGCAGUUGAAGAGUGUGGAGUUGGAGUAUUCCCUUCACAGGACCCAAUUCAGCAAAUGUUGCCUCCUUGGAUUUACAACGAUAGUUUGGUCCCAGAGUUGUAUAAGAAAAUUUUAGAAACCACUUUGACUCCUGCUGGAAUAGAUACAGCUAAGCUGUAUCCCAUCCUGAUGUCAUCUGGAUUGCCCAGAGAGACUCUAGGACAAAUAUGGGCUUUAGCCAACCGCACCACCCCUGGGAAGCUCACGAAAGAAGAGCUGUACUCUGUCCUGGCUAUGAUAGCAGUAACACAGAGAGGAAUACCUGCAGUGAGUCCUGAUGUGUUAAACCAGUUUCCAGCUGCCCCUGUCCCCACUUUAACUGGAUUUCCAAUGUCGCUGCCUGCCACAGUAAGCCAGCAGCCUCUGAUGCCCUCUGGACCACCUGUCUCCAUGCCUCUUAGCAUUGGACCAGCUGUGAUAGGAAUGAACAUAACGGCACCAGCGGGUGGAGCUGCAGCACAGCCUUCGGGAGCUUUCAUGCCAUCCUACCCGCCAAGUCAGGUAGUAAAACCAGAAGAUGAUGACUUCCAAGAGUUUCAAGAUGCUUCAAAGUCUGGCUCACUAGAUGAAACUUUCACUGAUUUCCAAGGGGAUGGAGCUGGCUCCUCCAAAGCAACCAGUUCACAGCACCGGAGCAGUGUUCCUUCCUUACUAAUGCCACUCCCAGGUAAUAAGACACUCUCAUCAACUGAUAAGUAUGCUGUGUUUAAAGGAAUUGCAGCUGAGAAGCCUGAAAGUACAGCUACUUUUGGAGAUUGUGGGGACAAGUAUAGUGCUUUCCGUGAAUUAGAACAACCAUCAGAGACCAAAUACAUAGGAGAUAACCUUGCAGAAUUCAAGUCUGCAGGAACUGAUGAUGGCUUCACAGAUUUUAAAACCGCCGACAGUAUCCCGCCAUUAGAGCCACCUACAAAAGACAAAACUUUCCCUACAUCCUUCCCUUCUUUACCCAUUCAGUCAAAACAGCAAACACAAGCUAAGCCCUCUUUGAAUCUAGCAGACUUGGAUCUUUUUUCCUCUACUGGAGAAAACAAGCAGCUCUCCUUUCCACCUGCAUUUAAUGCGUCGAAAUCAUCCUCCUUUCCUCCACCACCACUUCCAUCUACCACUGCCCAGCCAGCACCUAGCAAAAGUUCGAGCUUAGCUGAUGAGUUUGGAGAGUUCAACCUUUUUGGGGAAUUUUCUAAUUGCACAUCAGCCAGUGGACAAGAUGACUUUGCAGAUUUUAUGGCUUUCAACAAUAGCAGUGGAUUUUCUGAACAAAAACCAGACGACAAAUACAAUGCACUUAAGCUAGAGGCCAGCCCUGUUCCUCAGCCCGGCUCAUCUGCCAGCACGGUGAAGAGUGGGCAGAAUUCAGCCACCACUGCUACGCCCACCAAAUACGAUAUCUUCAAACAGCUUUCUCUGGAAGGCUCUGGAGCAGGCUUUGAGGAGGGGAAGGACAACACGCUUUCCUCAGUGAAGAGCGACGAUGAUUUUGCUGACUUUCACUCUAACAAGUUUUCUUCCACAUGCAGCAGCACAGAUAAGUCCCUGGUGGACAAAGUCGCAGCUUUCAAGCAGGCCAAAGAAGACUCUGCUUCAGUGAAGUCUCUGGAUCUCCCGUCUAUUGGCGGCAGCAGUGUUGGCAAGGAGGAUUCUGAAGAUGCGUUGUCUGUUCAGUUUGACAUGAAACUGGCUGAUGUGGGAGGAGAUCUUAAGCAUGUCAUGUCUGAUAGCUCUUUGGAUUUGCCAACAGUUAGUGGCCAGCAUCCACCAGCAGCAGAUAUAGAUGACUUAAAAUGUGCCCCCUUUGGAAGCUAUAACAGUGGGUCUGCAGUCAGCAGCCUGGCAAGCUACGACUGGUCCGACAAAGAAGACAUUCACCAGGGCAAGAAGUUCUCCUCCUUUGUCCAGGCUUCGGGAAGCGGAUCCUCUGCAGCUACCUCUGUUCUUCAGAAGAAGGAGACUUUGUUUGGCAGUUCAGAAAACAUUACCAUGACAACCGUUUCCAAAGUGACAACCUUUUCUAGUGAGGAUGCUUUGCAGGAUGUUUCGUUUGCAGCCUUUGCAAACUUUAAGGACUCUGGACCAAUAUCCGGCGGUCCAAGUGAUGAUGACAUUGGAGACUUUGGUGAUUUUGCAAGACCUUCAUCAGAAGCGCAGGAUGCAGCAGCCGACAGAAGUCAAGAGGCAGACUCCCUUGCUAGCGGUACCUCUUCUGAAAUGCGCAGGGAGUCCACAGAUGACUUUGGAGAAUUCCAAAGUGAAAAGCCAAAAAUCAGCAAAUUUGACUUCUUGGUGGCAACUUCCCAAGGCAAGAUGAAAUCUAGUGAAGAAAUGAUCAAGAGUGAGCUGGCUACCUUUGACCUGUCUGUUCAAGGGUCUCAUAAAAGGAGCUUAAGCCUAGGUGACAGAGAAAUAAGCCGCUCUUCACCUUUACCGGUUUUGGAGCAGCCGUUUAGAGAUCGUUCAAACACCCUCAGUGAGAAGCCUGCCUUGCCUGUCAUCAGAGACAAAUACAAAGACCUGACCGGGGAAGUUGAGGAAAGUGAGAGAUACGCGUAUGAAUGGCAAAGAUGCUUGGAGAGUGCCCUGCAAGUCAUAAAGAAAGCAAAUGAUACCUUAAAUGGAAUAAGCAGUUCAUCUGUUUGCACUGAAGUUAUCCAGUCUGCUCAAGGCAUGGAAUAUUUACUAGGGGUUGUUGAAGUCUAUAGAGUAACAAAGAGAGUUGAACUGGGUAUCAAAGCAACGGCUGUCUGUAGCGAGAAACUCCAACAGCUGCUGAAGGAUAUUGAUAAAGUAUGGAACAACCUAAUAAGCUUCAUGUCACUUGCUGCUUUAACGCCAGAUGAAAACUCACUGGAUUUCUCUUCUUGUAUGCUGCGUCCAGGGAUUAAAAAUGCCCAAGAUCUUGCCUGUGGAGUGUGCCUCCUAAAUGUGGAUUCAAGAAGUAAAAAAGAAGAGAAACCUGUGGAAGAGCUUCCUAGAAAAGCCUUUAAUUCAGAAACGGAUAAUUUUAAGCUGGCAUAUGGAGGGCACCAAUACCAUGCCAGCUGUGCAAACUUCUGGAUCAACUGCGUGGAGCCAAAGCCUCCGGGUCUCAUUUUGCCUGACCUGCUCUGAAAGCAGUCGCACUGAAGGUGGAGUAUCGGGUCUGAAAAUGCACCUCGGUUGGGGUAAAUGGUGUGAUAGAGUACGUGGAAAGGCUUCUUUCAGCUGUGGUUAGGGUUUGAAAUGCUUUGUUUUGAUUUCUGUACAGCAGUGGAUUAAAGCCACUCUCGUAUAUGGAAGUUCCCCGUGAAGAAUUGUACUUGAAAUGGCUGGGGUUUCAGAAAUAACAAGAAAAAAAAGGUGGAGUGGCACAAAAUGUGGCAUUUCUUUCUCGAUAUGAAAGCGGGUAGGUCUUUGUGAAACAAACAAACAAAAAACCAGUCUGCUGUCCAAGUGUACAGACCUCUGUGAGAGGACAGUACCUAGUUUCCAAGACAAACUGAAAUGCUAGACUGAUUUGCAUGGAAGUGACACUUAAAGACUUGAAGUACAUAUUUGCAAACAAAUCUUUUCUUAAUGUUUUGGGUGUCUGGAUCAUGAUAUUUUUCUUUAAAUAUUUGCUGCUAUAUUAUUACAAUGCAUACAAUGCACAUGUCAUGGUAACUUCCAAGGCAAAAUGAAUUACUGACUUGGAAGGAAUUAGACUGUAGAGAGCCACUGUUUAUUUAAAUUUUCACUAUUCUGAAUUGUAAAUUAUUAUAAAGUAUUCAUAUGCUUAACUGGUUAGUACUGGGGGUUAAGAACUUGGAAAAAUUGUUUAAAUUUUCUCUACCAUAUCUGGACUCUUUAGUACGGGCAACUGGAUUUUAAAGCUUGCAAUCUUCGCUGUUCUAUUGUAAAUACUGGCUCAUAUCUGCUCUUGGACUUGUCCUGAACUACAGGUGUGGUUUGUUACGUUUCUCCUGACACUUCGGUAGUUGUGUGGCUGCAUCACUGUUGAAAACUGGACUCCACUGAUACUGCGUGUCUGCUCCUGUACAUAUUCCCUUUUUUUGUGUGUUACCUGCUUCCCCUGAUGGGAUGCAUGCAUGUAACUUGUGCAAUCCAGUGCUACCUGUGAUAAUGUGUUUUCCUGACUCAGAACUGGCAGUACGAGGUGGCCCUUAGCUCCUACUGCAGGCGGGUGUGAUCCAACACUGAAAGUUGGGCUUAAGCAGACUGCUUUUUGAAGCCGGCUGCUGCCAAUCUACCAUUUUGUUGCUUAUGGUAGGUACACCUAUCGAAUAGGAAGAGAUUAGUAUAAUAGACUAUCACAAAGUGUUGCCCAUAAAUUUAAAGUAACCACUUCUUUCUUUCAAUAUGAUGACAGUGCCAUCAGCUGCAGUGAUAGUUACAGAAUUUUAAACCCACUGAGAGCUUCGUGGCAUUAUUUUAAGAGCCUUACCGCUAUACAUCCUAUUCAGUUUGCUUCAUUCUUUGACUUCAGUUUCUCAGUUCUCUAGAAAAUCUCUUUUCUCCAAAGAUAUCAACAGCUUUUCCAAGCUACUCUUGCCUUCAUUGAGAGUAGCUGAUGUUGACAAGCAAUUAUUUGCUGAAAUUGAAAUUACAAAGAGGAAAAUUGUUGUCUCUUUGGAAGAGGACAAGGUCAGGGAACACUUGAGCAAACUGGACAAUCGCAAGCCCAUGGGCUUUGAUGCGAGGCACCCACAAACCCAGAAGGAGCUGGCAGAUGUGACUGCAAGGCCACUCUCUAUAAUCUUUUCUUGGGCUGACAAACAUCUCAUGGAGUUCAGCAGAACAGGACCUGGGGGUCCUGGCGGACACCAAACUGAACACGAGUCAGCAACGUGCCCUUGCUGCCAAGAAGGCCAGUGGUAUUCUUGGCUGCAUUAGGCAAAGCAUCGCCAGCAUGUCAGGAGAGGUGGUCGUUCCCCUCUGCUCAGCAUUGCUGAGGCGUCACCUGGAGCGCUGUGCCCAGGUCUGGGUCCCCAGUACAAGAGAGACCUGGACAUACUGGAAAGAGCCCGGUGGAGGGCCACCAAGAUGCUCAAGGGACUGGAGCACCUCUCCUGUUAUGAGAGGCUGGGAGCUGGGGCUGUUCAGCCUGGAGAAGAGGGGGCUCGGGGGGGAUCUCAUCCAUGCCUAUAAACACUCGCAGGGAGGAUGCGAAGGGGACAGAGCCAGGCUCUGUUCGGUGGUGCCCAGUGCCUGGACAAGAAGCAAUGGGCACAAACGAACACAGGAGGAUCUGUCCGAGCAUCAGGAAACACUUUGUGCAGGUGUCACAGCCCUGGCACAGGCUGCCCGAGGGGCUGGGGGCUCCUCUGGGAGAGCUCCAGCAGACUGGACGUGGGGCUGGGUCCCCUGCCGGGGGGGGCCGUGCUGGGGCUGGGGUGGCACCAGAGGGACCUUGCAAUCCCUGCCAGCCUCAACCAGUCUGUGAUAUAAAAAAAAUAAAUCUUAGCUAUACUAAGCUAUUAAUUAUGCCAAAUUAAAGAAUCUUGGCUAAUAAGAGUGUUAGGUGUCUGGCCCCUUAUUUACCCAAAUUAAAGUAAAUCUUCCUGCUGCCUGAAAUUAUCUUAUUCAUAAACUCAGCAACUUGUGCCUCCAGUUGCAAGCUCAAGCUAAUCAAGUGGCAGAUUUUCAGUAGUGAGGCAAUGACUGCUUGCCUUCUGCUGCCCAGUAAUUAUCAGAAAAGGAGAGAAAAAAAAAAAAAGCAGUCAGUCUUUGCUUGCUCUCUGAUUCAUUUAUUAGGUGUGAAAUAGUUACAGUAGCCUGCACCAUAGCUGUUGACCACAUACAUUGUUUUCCCUCGUAAUUAGGGGCUGCUGGGUACCAGUGGAAGGGUCCCCACUGAUGUCCGGGGUCUGUGCAGCACAGUAAGCGAGCGCUUGCCUUUGCAUACUGAGCUACAGAAGCACUUAAGCAUUGUCUGGCUUCAAGCAAAUGCCUCGCCUUGCUGCUAGCAAGGGGACUUGUCGAGUGGUUUUUGUAUCUGGCUGAUGCAAAGGCUGUUGCUUAUGAAAAUGCUAUAUUGGGAAAAGGGAAUGUAUUGUUAGCACGGGCUUCCACCACAGUUCCCGAACACUUAACUGGAUACGUGUUCUUUUCUAAUUAAAAGAGAAUGCCACAAAAAAAAAAAAAAAAGGCCACAACGUGAAACUAAAAGCAACCAAUAUUUCAAAAGCAGUAUGAGAUGUGCUGUCAUAAAAGCCUUUUUCAGUGAUGUUUUUCUUGUCACGUACUUAUGAAGCAAGUAAGUUCCCUCUCUAAGACGUAGCCAGUGUGUCUUUUGGCCCAUAAAAGUAAGGAAUCGACGUUUACAAUUAUAAUUGUAGCAGGGCUUACUGAAGUAUGACACUGCUAGUCACUUGCUCCCUACAGAAGGGAGAGCAGCAGGCAAUAUUAAUGUGUUCGUGGCAAGCAGAAACCGUUGUUCUGAACACCUUUACGUCAUGGGAAUACAUCAAAUGUUUUACAUGCAGAUCCCCUUGAUAAAGGCGUUGCACAACGAGGAUCGUUUCACUCUCAUACCCCAGUCAUUAAAAUGACUCACUGUUGCAUUCAGCAUCUCCUCAGACAUUGCACUGCUAGCCAAAGCCCGGUGUCCUUGCAAUCUGUAUCCAAGGUUACAAUAUUUUCUACAGUGCAUUGUAACAGACCAUGCUCCCCUGCCUCCUUUGCAUACAGGCUAAUGGGCGUGCUGCCUUCUGCUUUGGUUGUGCUGAAUUUUAUAAAUAUAGCUCCUUUUGCUGGAUGUACUCUUUCACUAGGGAAAAAAAAAGAAACCUGGUUUUCUUCUUCCUUUUUUUUUUAAUGUGUGUGUUCUCUGGAGCUGCCUUGGGAUUACCUAUGAAAAGUGAUUUUUCUAUAUAUUUGUGUAUAUUUGGAGUUGUAAGAGAUUGUUCCUUUGGUUGAUUUAAUUUAUAUCAUUUUGCCCGGUUGUAUUCCUGCUGCUUCUGUGCUAUCUUAGUGCAUUUUAGCUUUUCCUUGGUGGCAGGGGCUCUAGGGAGCAUCCCAACUGUUCGAGCCUGUGUCCUGCCCAUCCGCUGUCACGUUUUGUUUCGAGUACCUUCGCGAGCUUGUUGACCUGUAUUUGCUGUGUAGCAGUUGGGAGGUUAUUUGUGGCGUGGGAAUUGUUACGUCCUGCUCUUGAACAUUCCUCUGAAUUUUCGUCUCUGGCAGCAGCUUCCCUUCACCUGGGUUUGCUUUCAGCAGCUCCUUGAGAGCGGUGCAGCAGAAACGAGGGGAGAGUGGAGCUCGAUAAAACCCAACGAAUGCUGUUUUCUAGUUAGCUUCAUGUCAGAUUAAUUAAACUUGAAACAAAAACUGCCUUUUCAAUAAAAGCUGCUAUUGUAC
Cygnus olor (mute swan) is the source of this 8478-nucleotide messenger RNA. It is a transcript of the gene SYNRG, whose product is annotated as synergin gamma. Lineage: Eukaryota; Metazoa; Chordata; Aves; Anseriformes; Anatidae. Gene Ontology annotation, molecular function: protein binding. The transcript is spliced from 23 exons. The record is from RefSeq and is a predicted model, not a curated record. The coding region runs from base 1 to 4251 and encodes 1416 amino acids. Gene Ontology annotation, cellular component: clathrin coat of trans-Golgi network vesicle.